AUGAGCAGACAAUGGCUGGAAGUUGAAGCUAGACCAAUACACACUGGAAAUAAGCCAGUUUCGAUCUCUGGUUUCUACCCCUUGCCCUGCUGGCGGGGCAUUGUGCGGCAUCCGUUGCAGGCCACCUGGGUGCAGGAGAUCAAGGAGGGUGAAGGGAGGAGCAACCCUGAGCAUCUGCCAUCCAGCUCCAUCCGAUCUAGAGCAAGCCUCUGCUUACACCUCUGGUUCUGGAGACGAGUUGCUGGAAUUUUGAUUGCCGUUCCUGUGAUUUUACUCUUGAUCUGGUUUAGCUGGAGUUCUCCCAUAUUGCCUCACCUGGAGCUGUGCCGUGAUGACUGGCUAUACUACAGAAAGAAAUGUUAUUACCUCUCAGAAGAUCAAGCAGACUGGGACUCCAGUCAGCGCUUCUGCUCUGCACAUGGGGCUUCUCUUGCUAUGAUUGAAAGCCAACAAGAAAUGAAUUUCAUAAUGAAUCGAAUGCGCACAAGAGACUCUUGGAUUGGGCUGCGCAAGAAAGGAGCCAAGUUCUACUGGGUGAAUGGAGAGACACUUAAUACGAGUCUAUUUCCUGUAUACCUAUCAGGUCAUGAAGAAUGUGCCCACACAGAUUCAAUCUCCAUUUCCACAUCAGAGUGCAGGUUACUCAGGAACUGGCUCUGCAGUGUGGGUCUGCCUUCGUCCAGCACACUUUCUCCAUAGAACACAGCUUGGAGACUGUUUGUUGCAGUGACAGUGUCUUUACUGGUUUGUUGAGGUGCCUCAUACAUCAUGAACAAAAUAAAUGUUAAUUUAAAAUGU
This is a messenger RNA of Mauremys reevesii (Reeves's turtle), 798 nucleotides long. RefSeq names its product C-type lectin domain family 2 member B-like. Lineage: Eukaryota; Metazoa; Chordata; Testudines; Geoemydidae. The transcript has 6 exons. The coding region runs from base 1 to 699 and encodes 232 amino acids. The record is from RefSeq and is a predicted model, not a curated record.